This is a messenger RNA of Geodia barretti, 1359 nucleotides long. Lineage: Eukaryota; Metazoa; Porifera; Demospongiae; Tetractinellida; Geodiidae. The record is from the annotation of a GenBank genome assembly.
AUGUGUGCCGACAGAAUCAAUAGAAUAACGCCAUCUCCCAUCAGCGGAUUCCCGGAAUGGACGCCAGCCGAGCGCCUGCUCGAACAGCGGAUGAUUGACCAGAUUCGCGCGGCGUUUGAGCGCUAUGGAUUCUCGCCAAUUGAGACACCUGCCGUCGAGCGCAACGCCGUCUUAACUGCGAAGGGCGGGGCGGAGACGGAGCGACAAAUAUACAGCCUUACGGGACUUCACCCUCAGUCGGGAGGCGACGCUAGAGACUACUCGCUCCACUUCGAUCUGACGGUACCGCUCGCAAGGUACGUCGCACAGCACAAUAACGAGUUGGUAUUUCCGUUUCGCCGCUACCAGAUUCAGAAAGUCUGGCGCGGCGAACGCCCGCAGCACGGACGAUUUCGUGAGUUUACGCAGUGCGACAUUGACAUCGUGGGGGACGGCAAGCUCAGCCUAAUGGCCGACGCCGAGAUUCCCGCCGUCAUAUCCACUGUGUUCACCAGCCUCGCCAUAGGCGACUUCACUAUCAGGAUCAGCAACCGCAAGAUUCUGACCGGAUACCUCGAGCAUCUGGGCUUUGACGAAAGCGAGUCCUCGCUGAUUCUGCGAGAAGCCGACAAAAUUGACCGUCAGGGAACCGGGCCGUUAUUGCAGGCACUUGACGACCUGCCAAACGGCAAUGCCGCGACAAGCGACAUACUCGUGCUCGUGCAGAUGAGCGGCAGCCCUGCAGAUGUCCUAUGUGCACUCGAACUGAUAGAUGGCGGCGACCGAUUCCGACAGGGUGUGGACGAACUGAAAGCGGUUUUCGAGCACGCUACUGCUUUCGGCAUCGCUGACGAGAACAUCGCAGCCGACAUCGGCAUCGUGCGCGGUCUUGAUUACUAUACCGGAACGAUAUACGAAACACGUCUUGACGACCAUCCGCAACUGGGAAGCAUCUGCUCCGGCGGUCGUUACGACGACCUCGCCAGCUAUUUCAUCCGCAAGACGAUGCCGGGCGUCGGUAUAUCCAUCGGUUUUACUCGGCUGUUCUCACAGUUGUUGCAGGCGGGCAUCGUCAAGCCGGGAAGCGCCUCUGCCGCACAGGUCCUCGUAACUGUGCCCGACGAAAGCCUGAUGAGCAACGCGAUCGAAGUAGCCAGCUCGUUGCGGGCAGCCGAUGUUAACACCGAGAUAUUCUUCGAGCAAGCGCGUCUCGGAAGGCAACUCAGGUACGCCUCGCGCAAGGGCUUCAGGUUCGCAAUCAUACCGCUGCCGGAGGACUUGGAAGUUGCGCGCAUCAAGUUGCGCGACAUGGAUGCCGGCGAGGAGCACACAGUUGCGAUGGAUGACUUGCCAGGCGAGAUCGCGCGUCACAUCUCAUAG